UGAGGUCUCAUGUUCAAAUGUUCAAUCCCGACAACGGCAAUAUGGAAGUUUUAUCUAAUAAUUAUGGCUCCUUAUGUGCACCUGGCACUACACCACCUCACUUCGAAAUUCUCUGAAAUGAUACAAUAAUUUACUCAUCCACCAUUUUGUCGGGGUAUAACAGCACCUAGUGACAAGUACAGUAAUAGGAGGGACUAGAGAGUGCCAUGAAAUUAAUAAUAAAUAAAUGAAAUGCUUCACCAUCACACUUUUAGAUGUUAAAUAACUCCUACUUAAUCAUACCCAGUCCUACAUUCUCAAAAUAGCCCUACUCCAACAUUAGACAGACUUUUCCACUCUCAUUCUCCGGCCUCACCGUGCAUGCAGGUGGCUGGUGGCUGGCACAAUGAAUAGACGGCAGUCACCACCAACAGUUGGUGGCGGCAAUGGCGGAGAUGAGAACACAGGCGUUGUGAAGAAGGGGCCUUGGACUCCAGAAGAAGAUAAGAGGCUGGUGACUUACAUCCAAAAGCAUGGGCAUGGGAGCUGGAAAGUUGUGGCUAAGCUGGCGGGGCUUAACCGCUGCGGAAAAAGCUGUCGCCUCAGGUGGACCAACUAUCUCCGGCCUGACCUCAAGAGAGGCAAGUUCACUGCGGAGGAGGAACAACUUAUCAUCAAGCUCCAUUCAGUCAUUGGAAACAAGUGGUCAGCCAUUGCAACACGGCUUCCGGGGAGAACAGAUAAUGAGAUCAAGAAUCACUGGAACACUCACCUUCGAAAAAGAUUGCUGCAAAUGGGUAUUGACCCUACAACACACAGGCCAGUAACAGAUUUCAACCUCAUCAAUGUCCUUGCAAAUCUAACCCAGCUCCUUGCUGUUGUUACCAACUCUGGAAAUAACAGCAACUUAACAACCAAUCCUGAUUGGGACAGUAUCAAUGCUCUCAGACUGUGUUCAGAUGCUGCCCAAAUAGUAAACCAACAUAACCUCAUGACACCUCUUCAAUUGCAACUGCAGAGUAACACCAUUAACAGUACUGCAGCAAAUGAAGCUCAAAACCAAAUGGUUGGACCCGCAGCUCAAAUUGGCGGUAUAAAUCAGAUUCUAGACCAUCUUGUGUUACUCUACCCAUCCAUGCCAGAGGUCCAAAUCCCACGUCUUAGUUUCAUCGCAAAUGAGACUAAUCAAGGGAAAAGCGUAAUGGACGUGUCUUCUUCUGCUUCAUCUUCUGUAAAAAUUCCAAGUGGUUUGGAUAUUCCUAAUAAUCCAAUACUUCCCACAUUAAAUUAUGCAUCAACUUUGCCUGAGCGUACAAGCAGUAGCAUUGAUUGGCCAACUGACAAAGAAAGGUGUUCUAUUCCGGGUUUCCCCAACCAUGUGACUGCAACAACUUUUGAAGCUUGGGGAGACAUUAAAAUGGCUGAUGAUGACGCGGUUGGCUCAUACUGGCAAGACAUUUUGUACCCAGCCAUGUCUCCAUAACCCAGUCCAUACCAGUGUUUUUUCUUGCU
Messenger RNA from Cuscuta epithymum, 1491 nucleotides. Lineage: Eukaryota; Viridiplantae; Streptophyta; Magnoliopsida; Solanales; Convolvulaceae. The record is from the annotation of a GenBank genome assembly.